AUGGUAUGGCUCUAUAUCUUCUACAUGAUGUUUCGCGUGAAAGUGCUUGGACACGGUCAACCAUCGCCCAUUCCAUCAAAUGUACUCGAUCCAACCGCUUCUCCAUUCAUUCACAAUCACGAAAGGAAACACGAGAUAACACAAGAUCUGGAUUUUGUCGGAAAGAAUCACUGGUCAUACAGCUAUAUGGAUACAUGUGAUUUAAGGGAAUUCCCGCUACACGAUGAUCCUGAUAUGUUUUGCACGCGUUACGUAAUGGACUACAUGUGGGUGAAUGUUGAGGUGCUUGCAACGGAUCCAAUUCUGCUCGUUUUCCACAAGUUCUACUCAGAAAAAAACGCGCACGCUUUUCGAGAGUACAUUAAUCAGAAAGAAAUGGAUUUACAGAAAGUGGUAGAUCAGGAUGACCCGAGUGGAGCCGCCGGUCACACGAGUCGAAGAGCCAACGGUACUUGGAUGGAACAUUAUGAGAAUGAGAUCACGUCAACGUUGUUCGACUUUGCUCAGCGUCGGCUGCCUUCGCUCAAUUUGCACGGAGCUGAGCAAUGGCAUGCUCUCUCCUAUCAACAGGGUGGCCACUAUGCUCCUCAUCACGAUUUCUUGUAUUAUACGAAUGAGACUCAAUGGGAUUGGUGGAUGAAUGAAAUGGGAAAUCGACUUGCAACUUUUCUUGCUGUUCUCGAGACUGCCGAUGAAGGUGGAGGCACAAUCUUCCCGCAAUUGCCCUAUGUUGUCCAUCCAGAGGUGGGCGAUGUGAUGUUGUGGUUGAACAUGGAUGUCACCGAUCAUUCAAUUGCCAAAUCGCUUCACGGAGCUUGCCCAAUACUCAAAGGACAGAAAACGGCUGCAACACUAUGGAUCCGCAUUCGUGAUAGCCGUUUAUCGUUUCUCACCGAUCUAACCGAGCCUCAAUACAAUCUCAAACAAUUGAUCGAUCCUCGUGGAGUGCCGGCGAUUCCAUCUCAAAAGCCCAAAGCCAAACAGCCACAAGAA
Mesorhabditis belari is the source of this 993-nucleotide messenger RNA. The record is from the annotation of a GenBank genome assembly. Lineage: Eukaryota; Metazoa; Nematoda; Chromadorea; Rhabditida; Rhabditidae.